GAACAUUACGAGAAAACGGCAUAAUCGUUGAUGGUGAAUUUUCUAAUAACCUUUCAUGUAAGUAAUCGGAGGGAGCUUUAACUAUCAACAUGUCCAUCGCCUACAUUCGGCAUGUCUUGAAUUCAAACGGAGCGUGGAAGCCGUCUAAUGCCGGAUUCUCGGCAUCUUUCCGGUCAGCCGCGGCAUUUCCCACUUCGGAAAUCAUCGGCGACUCUUGUCCUUUACCAACCUUGACUGCGAUGGACUCGUCACCUCAGCCCAUAGGGAGUGGCAGCUUCGGGUCUGUAUACAUGAUCCUCUCUUCUCUCGUUGCUUUCAAGGAGGUUCAGCUGGAAUCAAAUGCAGCCCAACUCCACGCUGAGUUCGAGGCCCUUGAACAAAUCUACAAAACCUGCCAAAGUUCCGACGCUUUAUUUUCUCUGCCCCGCCCACUUGCAUACAAAGACGCACAAAAAUUUCGGGCACUAGCAUACCGUUCUCCUCGAACAGGACAUCCCCGCCCCCUUGUAGCAUCUGCCUCGUUCGCUGCAUUCGAGCGGCCUACGUAUGCAAUGGAUCGUAUCCAGGCUUUAUCUACAGAAGUAGCUGCUCGUAUUCGUUCACAAUUUUAUCCCUCUGGCGUACCUGCUAAAGGCCCACUGUUGUUUCGACUCUACUUCGGGAAAGAUUUUACGGACAAUAGACCGUCCCGGUUUAUCAACACGUCUCACUUCUUUCUCGACGUAGCACGCUACCGCCAGCUCGCCAGCUCCGAAGGGGGCACUGCUGGUGAUCUUCCGAGCACAGAAAUUGUUGCAGAAGCUAUGGGCAACAUGCUAGGGCGUAUUCACAUUUGCGGAGGCUACGACGCCCGUGAUAUUGAGUUUGUACUUGGUGGGAACGGCUUCUCUGGAUUUGCGUUCUAUGUCAUCGACUUCAAUCAGAUGCGAAAAUGGAAAUCUGUUAAUGAGCUCGUCGAUGCGCACAUCGCGAAUGAUCCAUAUUUUCCUGUAGCACGAAGGGGUGAACAAGUAUACGAGGCUUUCAGGAGCGGCUAUCGCGCAGCCUACGCUACGCGACUAGACAUUGCUGAUGAGUUUCUUUCUCAACUCGAGGCUCUGCAAGAUACGGAUGGUCGACAAGCGCCUCCUUGACAUACUCCAGUGUUAGGCGGAGAAAAAUCAACCAGGUCAUAGUUUCUGUUGUAACCCAGAUGCAACGAUGCAAUAACGGAUAUCUUUGAACGACGUUCGGUGCGCAUCAAUUGUAAAGUUAUUCUUUCUGACGAAAAUCUAAGGGAAGCGCAUUUUGGCCUAGUACCAUCAUCAUUCUUGGUGAGACGUCGACCCAUCAACUGGACCUACCCAACCGCUGCUGAACC
Molecule: messenger RNA, 1360 nt
Organism: Desarmillaria tabescens
Lineage: Eukaryota; Fungi; Basidiomycota; Agaricomycetes; Agaricales; Physalacriaceae
Exons: 2
Coding region: 90-1133 (347 amino acids)
Source: RefSeq, a predicted model, not a curated record